Molecule: messenger RNA, 1134 nt
Organism: Quercus lobata
Lineage: Eukaryota; Viridiplantae; Streptophyta; Magnoliopsida; Fagales; Fagaceae
Product: Reticulon family protein
Exons: 4
Coding region: 337-927 (196 amino acids)
Biological process (GO): response to bacterium
Source: RefSeq, a predicted model, not a curated record
GAAGAAAAAGCUAGAAAAAGCAAUGAGUGGCAUGAGUGACGCUUUUAGGCUGGAAACUGAGAACCCCAAGGCACCAACCACAGCUUUCCUUCAAACAGUAUACAAAUGCUAUACUCAUAGGACUCUUAAUGUAUAUAGUAAAAGGUAGGAUUGGAUAAAAGGCUAAGAGGACCUAUUGCUUUGCUUUUACCUGCAGAUUAUCUCAAAGGCCAAAGCUGCCUGUUUUUUUAUCUGGGGUUCUUAUAAGAUCUCAAAUUGGAUUCAAGCUUCAGUUUUUUCUCAGUUUCUUCAAUAUGGGUUCAUCGGAUCGAUUGUUUAACAGGCAAAGAAGUGUUCAUGAGAUUCUUGGAGGAGGUUUUGGUAUCUGCAGAUGUGAUCCUAUGGAGGAGGAAGAAUCUUACAGUAGGAAUAUUGUUAGUAACUCUAGCUGUUUGGCUGGUCUUUGAGAGAUCUGGCUAUACUCUGUUGUCACUUGUCUCGAGUGUUUUCCUGCUUCUCAUUGCCAUUCUCUUUUCUUGGGCGAAAUCCGCAGCGAUUCUCAACAGACCUGCUCCACCUCUUCCAGAAUUGCAUCUAUCAGAAGAAAUGGUAAAUGAAGUGGCAACUUUCAUCCGCCUGCAUGUCAACACUUUACUCUCAGUUUCCCAGGAUAUUGCUCUGGGUAAGGAUUCAAGGUUGUUCUUCAAAGUAGCUGCAUAUCUAUGGCUGAUUUCUUUUGUUGGUGGCUUGACUGAUUUCCUUACCUUGGGAUACACCAGUCUUGUUGUCAUUCUUACAGUUCCAGCACUCUAUGAAAGUUUUGAAGAUCAUAUAGAUAAAUAUGUCAUCCUGGGCUACAAGAAUUUACAUCAAUUGUAUGUGAAAUUAGAUAAGGAGUAUGUUAGUAGAGUCCAAAAAUGGAUUUUGGAGAAGAAAAAACUGAGCUGAUCUUUCUUACUUAAUUUUUUUUUCUCGAGGUCAUGGGAGUGAUGAGGGUGUGAAGGGGUGUGGGAGAUUGUAAAUCUUCUUUUCUUUUCUUUUCUUUUUUUCAAAUUGAUUUCUUCCCUUGCGUAUUUAUUUUCAUGCAAGAGUUUUCCAAAAAACGCUGAGAAAUGUUUUGUUAAAUUAAAAGUGAUACAAGUUUAUGUAAUCUUA